GUGACGGUUCACGGUUCCGCACAGUGUGUGUCGGAGUGUAGUCGGAUGCAAAGUGUCGGCGCAAGUGUGCCGUCGUCGUCGUCGUCGUUGUCGUCGUCAAAGCGGUGAGACUAGCGGUUAAAGCAACCCCCGAGCACACAUCCGGAAGCGCGAGCGGUGUGGUGCGGUGGAGAAGAAGCAAAAAAAAAAGCGUGCUGAGGUAAUCUCUUAACGAGGGCGAGGAGAAGCAGAUCAAAGUGUGCGGUGGCGGUGGUGGAGCGGCUUCAAGAUGACACUGAACGAUGAGAAUGGGGCCAGCAGCAAUAAUGUUGUCGUCACGGCAGCAAGUGGAACGGGACUGUCAGCGGCGGGAACCGGAUCAGAUCGACCAGCGCCAGCAGGUACGCAGCCGGUUGGGUUGGGUGGUGGUGGUGCAACCACCGGGCAAGCGACCGGCCCAAACGGGGGCAUCGGGGCACCCAUCAACAGUAGCGCGAACAAUAACAACAACAAUAACAACAACAGCAGUAUCAUCAACUCCGGCAACGGCGGUACGGCAGCGGCAAACGGUAGCAAUACGAUUGGCAAUACGAUUAAUAAUAACAACCUAAAUUCUAAUAUCACCUCAGCGGCUGCGACGGCAACGGCACUAAGCAACAGCACCAAUAACAACAACAACAACAACAACAUCAACAAUAGUAUUAGCAACGGCAACGGACAGAAUGGCAAGCAGCAGCAGCAGCAGCAGCAGUCACAGGGUCCACCAACGGGCGGCAGCCUGGAGAAGCGGCCGAGCAGUAGCAGUGCGACGAGCGGCACCGGCAGCGGUCGCUACAUCAUACCGAAGUUUUACGAGAUCGAAACGCUGCCCCCGCUGAAGGACGCCGAUCCGGCCGAGCGGGAGGAGCUGUUCAUCCAGAAGCUGCGCCAGUGCUGCGUCCUGUUCGACUUCUCCGAACCGCUGAACGAUCUGAAGUACAAGGAGAUCAAGCGGUGCGCGCUGCAGGAAAUCGUCGAGCAUCUGAACAACCAGAGCAACGUGAUUACCGAGCCGAUCUACCCGGAAGCGUUCAACAUGGUGGCGACCAACCUGUUCCGCACGCUGCCCCCGUCCUCCAACCCGAACGGGGCCGAGUUCGAUCCGGAGGAGGACGAGCCGACGCUCGAGGUGUCCUGGCCGCAUCUGCAGUUCGUGUACGAGCUGUUUCUGCGGUUUCUCGAGUCGCCCGACUUCCAGCCGAACGUGGCGAAGCGGUACAUCGACCACAGCUUCAUCCUGAACCUGCUCGAGCUGUUCGAUUCGGAGGAUCCGCGCGAGCGCGACUUCCUCAAGACGGUGCUGCACCGGGUGUACGGCAAGUUUCUCGGGCUGCGCGCCUUCAUCCGCAAGCAGAUCAACAACAUCUUCUACAAGUUCAUCUACGAGACGGAGCACCACAACGGCAUUGCCGAGCUGCUCGAGAUACUGGGCAGCAUCAUCAACGGGUUCGCGCUCCCCCUGAAGGAGGAGCACAAGCAGUUCCUGCUCAAGGUGCUGCUGCCGCUGCACAAGGUCAAGAGCCUGUCCGUGUACCAUCCGCAGCUGGCGUACUGUGUGGUGCAGUUUCUCGAGAAGGACGCCAGCCUGACGCAGCCCGUCAUCAAGUGUUUGCUCAAGUUUUGGCCGAAAACGCACAGCCCGAAGGAGGUGAUGUUUCUGAACGAGCUCGAGGAGAUACUGGACGUGAUCGAGCCGGCCGAAUUCCAGAAGGUGAUGGAACCCCUGUUCCGCCAGAUCGCCAAGUGCGUGUCGAGCCCGCACUUUCAGGUGGCCGAGCGGGCCCUGUACUACUGGAACAAUGACUACAUCAUGUCGCUGAUAUCGGAAAACUCGAAGGUGAUCAUGCCGAUCAUGUUCCCCGCCCUGUACAGCAACAGCAAGUCGCACUGGAACAAAACGAUCCACGGGCUGAUCUACAACGCGAUCAAGCUGUUCAUGGAGAUGAACCAGCUGCUGUUCGACGAGUGCCACCGGAAGUACCAGGCGGAGCAGGAGACGGAGCAGGAGAAGCUGGCCCAGCGGGACGCCCUGUGGCAGCAGAUGGAGGAUCUGGCCGCGCGGAACAGUAAGUUGACGCUGAACGACGACGAGUCGCAGCAGUCGGGCAGUGGGCGACAUUCGAGCAGCUUUAGCCACCCGCAGCAGCAGCAGCAGCAGCAGCACCGACAGAUGAACGGAACGUCGGGUGGUGGUGGUGGUGGAGUGUACGAUCGGCGAUCGAUACAGCACAGUAGCACCUAAACGGGGGAAGGAGCGUCUAAGUCACCAAGUGGCCCCGCUCUCACACAGACACACACACACACACAAACAGAUAGACGGUCGGACACUAUUACACUAAACAGAGCAUCCUAGACUUCCAUUUCCUGCGCUUCUACACACACACACACACACACACACACACACAAAACACAGGGUGAUAUGGUGACCCCCCCCCUCCCCUUUGCCUCUUCCACCACACAGUUUCUACCCCCUCCCCCCGUGGCACGUUAUGUUUUAGAUUGUUUUACUAUUCCAAUCCUUUUCAGGAAAUUGUGUUGGAAAAUUGCCUACAAAUGGUGCGCUUCACGUACUUUACGUUCUUAAAACGAUGCGAAGCGAAGAGGGUCGAACAAUGAUUUAAACAAUGGCCGAAGUAUUCGAGUAUUGCUGUGUUAGGAGGAACAAAAAGGAGCCCCCGAGUCGGAAUGGAAUGAUUUUUUGUGUAUUUUUUACGAAUUAAAUUUAUCGAACAGAAAAAAAAGAAAUUCCUUCCUUGUCCCGUUCUCUCAGCAGAUAAUACAUAUGUGUGAGUGCGUGAAUCAUGAUCGUGAAAUUGUACAUACUCUGUGUGGUGUGAAAUAGCAAGAAACGGGAAUAAUCUUAGGCUGAAACGAAUAAGGCGAUCGGAACGGAACAUAUUGAGCGUUUUUUGGCAAACAAAACACACUUAGUGUUAGAGAGAGAGAGAGAGGGAGAAAUAUUGUGAAUUAACUAGUGAUUGGUGCUGGCCCCGAACUUCUUUCCAGUCAUUUCCCCCUUUUUUAGUUUCUGAAAAGAACUCACAACGUGAAUUUACACCGAUAUCGGAAGCGAAUUUUCCUUUACCCUUGUCUCUACUAUUGCAUUGUUUUUUCCCUUCCCGGUUGCAAUAAUUUCAACACAAAUGGGCUGAAGCAGGGUGUAGAAGUAUAAAAAAGCGGAAGGAAUCGUACGCACGCACGCACACCUACACACAUUCUCAAAGGAUGUUGAUAGCACUAGAAAGUAAGGAAGGUUUGCCCACUUGCGCUGCGUAUUUAGUAGAUCGUGGUUAGAGUUUUAGAUACACACACACACACAAACAUAUCUUUUUUCGUCUUUGUUAGGAUCAAUUUGUUAUUUAGUUAUUUCGAUAUAUAAGUACAUCUCCGUUGUCCAGAGUACACACUAGCCGCGCCUUUCUUUUUUCUCGUACACACACACAUACACACACUAGCAUAUUCUUUUCGCACCAAAACCAAAUACAAAAUGUGCACUAAAAGCAAGCAAUUUCGUUUGAUAUUAUUAGAACGGUCGACAGGUUUGAACGAGACACAGAGAGAGAGAGAGAGAGAGAGAGAGAGAGAGAGAGAGAGAGAGAGAGAGAGAGAGAGAGAGAGAGAGAGACGAGAUUUAUAAUGGUAUUAUAUUUGGUGGCGUGCGGCGGCCUUUUAUCACAACAACCCAACCAAGCAAAGAUUACAUAUUAAGGAUGCGCCACAUACACACAUACACACACACACACACACAUACAUGAGAUUGCUAGGAACCCGAAAAGAAGGAUCAGGAGAGGAGGAAGUAUUAGAGAGGAAGGCGUUAGAUCUAGCGUAGAAGAAAGGCAGCUUCAUUUGCAUGCGCAAAUACAACACGCGGCACAAAGAAUCGGUGGUGGCUGGGAACAAGCGGUCCAUCUAACCCCCCACCUCACCCCACAUUUGGUGAUCAAUAAUAGAUUCCAGUAAAAGAAAAACACGUGUCCUCCCAUUCUCCCCCUUUCCCCAUUGGGGGUUGGCAGAGUGUCAGCGCAGUGAUAUCAUGCUGCGUCGUCUGUGUGUGUGUGUGUGGCUGUGCAUCAGUAGUGACCGCGGACGGUGUAUUUAUUUUAUCGAACAACUCUCUCGGAUGUGCAUAAAUAUGUAUAUUUUUUGUGUAGGUUUAUUUUUAUCCUUCCGUUUCCCUCUCUCUCUCUCUCACACACACACACUCUUUGAACUCCUUCCCUUUUUUUUCAUUUCACACGACAAUUUCCUUGUUGUGGUCGUCGUCGUCGUCGUCGUUGUCGUCGUUGCCGUUGUGUGUCUUCCUCGCAUCGCUUUUGUCUCGUCUACCUUUUUGGGCUGAUGCCAACCAAUAAGCGCUGCUAUCGUGUGAGGACAAACCCUUCCCUCCUGAACCUCCCACCUCUCCCCUUUGCAGCAGGGGGGCUAGAGGUGGGAUGGUGGGUGGUGGUUACUUAUGAGAGUAGACAGUAAGUGGUAACAAUAAUAGUAAUAAUAAUAAUAAUUGCGCAAAGCAAGGAGGCAAAAGGGGUAAGGGGGCAGGGGGGUUGGUGGGUCGGUGGCGCACACUGAAAGCGAAUACAUACACCCUACACACCAACACUAAUAGAUGAGGAUAGAUCCAUAAGCGAGAUACACACAGAAAAACACACACUCACACAAAAGUACACAAAUUCCAGUAGAUACGUAAGAGUUAGAAGGGAGAGGGGGAGAGGUUUCCUUAUUAUUCAUACAAACACACCUACAGCUACACACACACACACACAUAGUUAGGAGGGGGUUUACCUGAAUGAUAAAGCCCCUGCAAGCGGAAGAACUGCAAGAGACGAUGCAUACGAUCAUAGGCAAAAGUGCAUCGGAGAUGCUUGGAGGGGGAAGGGAGAGGGGAUGGAAUUUUAUGUCCCUAAUUGAAGAGGAAAGCAAGCAAAGCAUAAUAAUAAAGCAGGGCUAUAGUAGUAGUAAUAUGUAUGUGUCGGAAGUAAGAAACAAAAAUCAAAGUUGUGCAAAGGCAAAUAAAAAUGCAAAACAAAGGUUAA
Anopheles coluzzii is the source of this 5051-nucleotide messenger RNA. Its product is annotated as serine/threonine-protein phosphatase 2A 56 kDa regulatory subunit gamma isoform-like. Gene Ontology annotation, molecular function: protein phosphatase activator activity. The transcript is spliced from 2 exons. Bases 269 to 2260 code for a protein of 663 amino acids. Gene Ontology annotation, biological process: signal transduction; protein dephosphorylation. The record is from RefSeq and is a predicted model, not a curated record. NCBI's taxonomy places the organism in Eukaryota, Metazoa, Arthropoda, Insecta, Diptera, Culicidae. Gene Ontology annotation, cellular component: nucleus; cytosol; protein phosphatase type 2A complex.